Messenger RNA from Saimiri boliviensis boliviensis (Bolivian squirrel monkey), 3238 nucleotides. RefSeq names its product amine oxidase [copper-containing] 3. Gene Ontology annotation, molecular function: quinone binding; copper ion binding; primary methylamine oxidase activity. Gene Ontology annotation, cellular component: early endosome; Golgi apparatus; plasma membrane. The record is from RefSeq and is a predicted model, not a curated record. Gene Ontology annotation, biological process: response to antibiotic; amine metabolic process. Lineage: Eukaryota; Metazoa; Chordata; Mammalia; Primates; Cebidae.
UAAAAACUAGAAGAGGGAAGGAGGGAAUCUGGCUGUGGGGGGUGGCCAGGUGAGUCUCCCUUGCCGUCUUGCAGCCAGGAGAAAAGUUGCAUCUGGAGGGAAGAGAAAGGAGAGCUGAGGACGGUCACCUCGCCUUCCUCUUGCACCUUCCCAGCUCUGAUCUCCAAACCCACCUCUCCACCCACUUGGUUCAUUCACCCUGACCCAGAGUGAGUGGUUUGAUUUGGAACAGGAGCACAGAGGCUCACAUGGGCCUUUUAAAGUCAAAGUUUCUAAUUCUGCCCCACCUCCUGAACCUGGCCUGAUUCCUAGUGCCCUCUAGCUCCACCUCCGACCCCUCUGCCCUUGGGGUUUUUCACAAUAUCCAUUAUUCCUCUUUACCAGCAGCACCACACAGAGACCAGGACCCUCCAGAGGCUGAGAGAAACAUCCCAACCCAGGUCCUCUCUGUCUGUUUAUUGUUCUGUCUAUUUGCACUCUUGUCUUCACAACCAAGAGCCUGAAGACGACCCAGGAGCUUUAGCUAUGCCUGUCUUCAUUAUUUUGUCCCUAUUUAGUGUUCUGCUGACAGGCAUGAGUGAAGGUCGGGCUGGGAGUGAGAAAGGAGGUGAGAGGGAAUGUCAGCUGAACCAGCUUCCCCGCUGCCCCUCCAUAUCUCCUAGUGCCCAGCCUUGGCCACACCCUGGCCAGAGCCAGCUGUUUGCAGACCUGAGCCCAGAGGAGCUGACAGCUGUGAUGCGCUUUCUGACCCAGCGGCUGGGGCCAGGGCUGGUGGAUGCAGCCCAGGCCCGGCCCUCGGACAACUGUGUCUUCUCAGUGGAGCUGCAGCUGCCUCCCAAGGCGGCAGCCCUGGCCCACCUGGACAGGGGGAGCCCCCCACCUGCCCGGGAGGCACUGGCCAUCGUCCUCUUUGGUGGACAACCCCAGCCCAACGUGAGUGAGCUGGUGGUGGGGCCGCUGCCUCACCCCUCCUACAUGCGGGACGUGACCGUGGAGCGUCAUGGAGGCCCCCUGCCCUAUCACCGCCGCCCCGUGCUAUUCCGAGAGUACCUGGACAUAGACCAGAUGAUCUUCGACAGAGAGUUGCCCCAGGCUUCUGGGCUUCUGCACCACUGUUGCUUCUACAAGCCCCGGGGACGGAACCUGGUGACAAUGAACACAGCUCCCCGUGGUCUACAGUCAGGGGACCGGGCCACCUGGUUUGGCCUCUACUACAACAUCUCAGGGGCUGGGAUCUUCCUCCACCAUGUAGGCUUGGAGCUGCUGGUGGACCACAAGGCCCUGGACCCUGCCCGCUGGCGCAUCCAGAAGGUGUUCUAUCAAGGCCGCUACUAUGACAGCCUGGCCCAGCUGGAGGCCCAGUUUGAGGCCGGCCUGGUGAACGUGGUGCUGAUCCCAGACAAUGGCACAGGUGGGUCCUGGUCCCUGAAGCCCCCUGUGCCCCCGGGUCCGGCUCCCCCUCUGCAGUUCUAUCCCCAGGGUCCCCGCUUCAGUGUCCAGGGAAGUCGAGUGACCUCCUCACUGUGGACUUUCUCCUUUGGCCUCGGAGCAUACAGUGGCCCAAGGAUCUUUGAUGUCCGCUUCCAAGGGGAGAGGGUGGCCUAUGAAGUCAGCGUCCAGGAGGCCUUGGCCAUCUACGGAGGCAAUUCUCCUUCUGCUGUACGAAGCCGGUACAUAGACAGUGGCUUUGGCUUGGGCCACUUUUCCACGCCCCUGACCCGUGGGGUGGACUGCCCCUACCUGGCCACCUACGUGGACUGGCACUUCCUUUUGGAGUCCCAGGCCCCCAAGACAAUACGCGAUGCCUUUUGUGUGUUUGAGCAGAACCAGGGCCUCCCCCUGCGGCGACACCACUCAGAUCUCUACUCUCAUUACUUUGGGGGCCUUGCGGAAACGGUGCUGGUCGUCAGAUCUGUGUCCACCAUGCUCAACUAUGACUAUGUGUGGGAUACAGUCUUCCACCCUAAUGGGGCCAUAGAAAUCAGACUCCACGCCACCGGCUACAUCAGCUCAGCAUUUCCCUUUGGUGCUGCCCGGAAGUAUGGGAACAAAGUUUCACAGCACACCCUGGGCACAGUCCACACCCACAGUGCCCACUUCAAGGUGGAUCUGGAUGUAGCAGGACUGGAGAACUGGGUCUGGGCCGAGGAUAUGGCCUUUGUCCCCAUGGCUGUGCCCUGGAGCCCUGAGCACCAGAUGCAGAGGCUGCAGGUGACCCGGAAGCUGCUGGAGACGGAGGAGCAGGCCGCCUUCCCUGUGGGAGGUGCCACCCCUCGCUACCUGUACCUGGCCAGCAACCACAGCAACAAGUGGGGUCACCCUCGGGGCUACCGCAUCCAGGUGCACAGCUUUUCUGGAGAGCCGCUGCCACAGAACAGCUCCAUGGAGAGAGGCUUCAGCUGGGAGAGGUACCAGUUGGCAGUAACCCAGAGGAAGGAAGAGGAGCCCAGUAGCACCAGCAUCUACAAUUUGAAUGACCCUUGGACACCCACUGUGGACUUCACUGACUUCAUCAACAAUGAGACCAUUGCAGGGCAGGACUUGGUGGCCUGGGUGACAGCUGGUUUUCUGCACAUCCCACAUGCAGAGGACAUUCCUAACACAGUGACUGUGGGCAACGGCGUGGGCUUCUUCCUCCGACCCUACAACUUCUUUGACGAAGACCCCUCCUUCUACUCUGCCGACUCCAUCUACUUCCGAGAGGACCAGGAUGCCGGGGCCUGUGAGGUCAACCCCCUGGCUUGCCUGCCCCAGGCUGCUGCCUGUGCCCCUGACCUCCCUGUCUUCUCCCACGGGGGCUUCUCUCACAACUAGGCCGUGCCUGGGAUGGGGCACAUGGCCAAGGGCUCCAGGGCCAGGGCGUGAGGGAUGGGGAGCAGCUGGGCACUAGGCCGGCAGCCUGAUGUCCUCUCCCCUGCACCAGGACUCUUUCUUCUACUGCCCUCCCUCGCACCUCCUCUAUGCCAGGAGCCUCCUGAGCCUGCGAUGGCUGCCACAGGGGACACUCAGCCUUGUGGAUGCCAGCCGUGCUGAGUUCCCGUCCAGAGAGGCGAGGCAUGGCCCAGCCUGGAGCCUGGAGCCUUGGCUAAGUGUUUCCCUAGACCACUCCUGGUUUUCUUAACAGUUUUCUUUUUUUUUUUCUAAUGAGACAUAAUUUACUUACCAUAAAAUUCAUCCCUUUAAAGCAUACAAUUUCAUGUUUUGUUUUGUUUUUUGAGACAGUUCCAUUGCUACUAAU